This is a messenger RNA of Ostreobium quekettii, 494 nucleotides long. The record is from the annotation of a GenBank genome assembly. Lineage: Eukaryota; Viridiplantae; Chlorophyta; Ulvophyceae; Bryopsidales; Ostreobiaceae.
AUGGCCGAAAUAGAUGAGGAGAUGAAAGCCAGCAAGCCAGCUGCCGCUGUGCCUGACGAUGACUUGGCUUGUGAUGAGGAAGACCAUGUUGCUGAUUUCUUGGAGGCGCGGAAAUUAAAAGGGGCCACAGCCGCUGCUGCCGCAGCUGCCUUUGCUGGGGAUGCAGACAACUCAGAUGAUGAAGUAUAUGCCACAGCAAAGGCUGUUGAUGAUGGUGCAGAAAUGCAAUACGAUUCAGACGACAAUCCCAUCAUGAAAAAGAAAACAAUAGAAUCCUUGCCACCCUUGGAUCAUGCCGAAAUUGAUUAUGAAGAGUUUGCAAAAGAUUUCUACGAGGAGGUCCCCGAGAUUGCUGCAAAGAGCCAAGAGCAGGUCAACUUCAUGAGGAACACAUUGGGCGUGAGGGUGUCUGGCUUUGACCCACCAAAGCCAGUGAGCAGAUUCGAACAGUGUGGUUUCGACACACGGCUGUUGGCAGUGAUUAAAAAGCAAGG